Messenger RNA from Knipowitschia caucasica, 807 nucleotides. NCBI's taxonomy places the organism in Eukaryota, Metazoa, Chordata, Actinopteri, Gobiiformes, Gobiidae. The record is from the annotation of a GenBank genome assembly.
AUGGGCUUGGGGCAAGGAGACCUGGUGUUGCGAGACCAGUUCAUCCUGGGCCUUAAAGAAGGACCAGUACGGCAAGAGCUUUGUCGGCAGGUACGAAAAGCCCCCCAGCUCACCUUCGAUUGGAGGAUGAACAAGGACAGCAAUGGCCUGCUUUCGAGUGUACAGCACAGGUUCCAGAGGCUGGCGACUGUCUCGGCCGUCGACCCUGACGCGGUGCGGGAUGGGAAGGAGCUCUCCAUUCUGAAUGUGGGUCCUGGAGUCGUGGAGGUUAAUCUGGUCGACACUGCUGAUCCGGACAAACCAGAGGUGAAUGAGACAACUAAUGCCCUUCCCCUCUCUAAAGGAGAUGGACUCACAGAUGAUGAGCAAAGACAAUUGAAUGAACUACUGCGAAGAUGGAGUCAUGUGUUCUCGAUACACGAGGAAGACUAUGGACGAACGGGGGCUGUGAAACACCAGAUUCCCACAGGUGACUCUAACCCCAUUCGUGAGCGAGACUUCCCAGAGCAUCUCCAACACCUGGAGGCAGUAUUCCGCUCCCUGGGGCAGUAUGGCCUUAAGCUCCGCCCAGAGAAGUGCCAGCUUUUCCAGAGGCAGGUCAAGUUUCUAGUACAUGUCGUCAGUAGCCAGGGAGUUUCGGCAGAUCCAGACAAGACUGCCUGCUCCCCCAGACCGGGAAUUGGCCGGAGAGGAGAGACUGGUUGGGGCAGUAGACUAUGUCUAUGGACUCUCCGCCCAAUAGCUGGAGGUGGGACCCAGAGCGCUGGAGAAGUCUACAAAAUGAAGACCCCGACUUACAAAGCAUAA